Colletotrichum higginsianum IMI 349063 is the source of this 1095-nucleotide messenger RNA. Its product is annotated as Sir2 family protein. The transcript is spliced from 2 exons. Bases 1 to 1095 code for a protein of 364 amino acids. Gene Ontology annotation, molecular function: protein-malonyllysine demalonylase activity; NAD+ binding; protein-succinyllysine desuccinylase activity. NCBI's taxonomy places the organism in Eukaryota, Fungi, Ascomycota, Sordariomycetes, Glomerellales, Glomerellaceae. The record is from RefSeq and is a predicted model, not a curated record.
AUGAGAAAGAGGAUCAUUAGUAUCAGCUACAAAAAACAAAAUUUAGCCAGAGGCAGUACUAUUCAACCCCCAAAGCUAUUCAGCCCGUCUGGUCAACCCACACGUCCCCACGCCUACGACAUCUCGCCGACACUCGGAGCGCCAGCCUCCCGCCGCACAAUCUCCUUCGCCGUCAUGGCCGCCCACAACGACGUCGCCGCCUUCCAUGAGGCCCUGCGCUCCAGCAAGCGCAUCCUCGCCCUCUGCGGCGCCGGCCUCUCCGCCUCCUCCGGCCUGCCGACCUUCCGCGGCGCUGGCGGCCUCUGGCGCAACCACGACGCCACAGCCCUCGCGACCAUGGCCGCCUUCCGCAAGGACCCGGCCCUCGUUUGGCUGUUUUACGCCUACCGCAGGCACAUGGCGCUCAACGCGCGGCCGAACCCGGCGCACUACGCCCUGGCCGCGCUGGCGGAGAAGAACCCGGAUUUCGUGUGCCUGACACAGAACGUUGAUGAUCUCUCCCCCCGGGCAGGACACAAGACGGAGCAGCUGCGCCGCCUCCACGGCAGCUUGUUCGACAUCAAAUGUGCCAACCCCAAGUGCGACUACAUCGACCGCAACAACACGCUCGACCCGCUGUGCCCGGCCCUCGCCCCAGCCUCGGAAGACGUACAAGACACGUCCCAGACGCUGCCGCUACUUGACCCGACCAAGAAGCUCCCGCGCAUCGACGUUGUCGAUCUCCCGCACUGUCCGUCGUGCAAGAAGAGCCUCCUCCGCCCGGGCGUCGUCUGGUUCGGCGAGAGCCUCGACAAGGAGAUGCUAGACGGCGUCAACGCGUGGAUCAACGAGGGCAAGGUCGACCUUAUGAUUGUCGUCGGCACGUCGGCCCAAGUCUGGCCUGCCGCCGGAUACAUCCUCGAGGCGCACAAGGCUGGCGCCCGCGUGUGCACCGUCAACCCCGAGGCCGAGGACAGGGACCAGUUGUCAAAAGUCAACCCGGGGGACUUCGCCUUCGGCAGGGAUGCGGCGGAGGCGCUGCCGCUGUUGCUGGAGCCGGUGAUUGGGAAACUCCGAGCGGAUGGGCGGACGUACACGGAGGAGCGGAGAUCGUAG